This is a messenger RNA of Camellia sinensis, 3110 nucleotides long. The record is from RefSeq and is a predicted model, not a curated record. Lineage: Eukaryota; Viridiplantae; Streptophyta; Magnoliopsida; Ericales; Theaceae.
UUUCUUAUAUUUUAUUUAUUUUAUUUUCAAGUCUGUUGUAUGCUUUUCCUUGAUGAUCAAGUUCUUCAUUUAGAUGCAAAAUAUUAUCUGAUCAUCCAGACAAACAAACAAAAAAAAAAGAUGCUUGGCGGUGGAAUUGUUAGUCACCAUCUGACGGCGGGAUGAUUUCAAACCAUAGUUCUCUAUACCUCUCCGUAACUUUGGCACUCUCUCUUGGAGUGGAAUCUUCAAUUUUACUAUUCUAAUCUUGCAAGCUUUUUCUUCCAUUUUCCCACAGAUUUCUCGAGAAAAUGGAGAUUACCCAUCUUCGUUCUUGGUUUUUUGGCCUGUUCUCUGUCUCAGUGCUCUCGCUCUUCGUCUUAGUUCAUGGUCGGUCCACUUCGAUCGACGCUUUUGUAAUGCAGGAUCUGAAAAAGAGUCUUAACCCAUCGGAUUCACUCGGUUGGACAGACCAGGACCACUGCAAAUGGCAAUACGUGACAUGUUCCUAUGACAAUCGGGUCACCCAGAUCCAAAUCGGGUAUCUAAACCUCACAGGGUUUCUCCCUCCGAGCCUUGCUAACCUCACCGCCUUGCAGACACUCGAUCUCACGGCCAACAGUCUUGGUGGUAGGCUCCCAAGUCUGGCUGGGUUGAGCUCGCUUCAAUAUCUCUUCCUCAGCUACAACAUGUUUUCCUCCAUUCCCUCUGAUUUCUUCCUCGGCAUGACGUCCUUGGAAAUUGUCGGCCUCGACUACAUCCCCUUCUCGGCACAGCCUAUACCGGACAGUAUCCAAAGCGCAUCGAGCCUCAAGGUUUUCUCAGCCACUCUCUCCAACUUCACUGGGAAAAUUCCGGAUUGUUUUGGUGUUGCAAGGCUAACGGCACUUUACUUGGCAUCCAACAACCUUGAGGGCGGGCUGCCGGCGACCUUUCCGGGUUCUUCAAUCGAACAAUUGUGGUUGACUGGGCAGAAUAGUAUUCACAAGCUAAAUGGUUCAAUUGCUGUGAUACAGAACAUGACCAAGUUGACCGAACUGUGGUUGAAUUUUAAUAACUUUUCAGGUCAAUUUCCGGACUUUUCAAGGCUUACUUGGCUGGAGAGCUUUGAAAUGUCGGACAACAGCAUUACAGGUCAGGUACCGACAUCUUUGGUGAAUCUUCCAAGGCUUACGAAUGUGAGAUUGAUGAACAGCCUAUUACAAGGGCCAACCCCAAAGUUUAAUUCUUCUGUCACGGUAGAUACAGAAAAUGGGUCCAAUAGUUUUUGUUUAUUAGAUCCUGGAGUUGCCUGUGAUCCCCGGGUGAAUACGUUGCUUUUAAUUGCGGAGUCUGUUGGUUACCCAACGGUGUUCACAAAGAAAUGGAAAGGGAAUGAUCCUUGCAACAACUGGCUUGGGAUCAGUUGUGUGAAUCAAAACAUUACUUUUGUCAAUUUUCUAAAUUUGGGCCUUGCAGGUACAAUUUCUCCAAACUUCUCAUCAGUCAUUUCGUUGGAGAUACUAAUUCUUGCUAAUAAUAGUUUGACGGGUACGAUCCCAAACGAGCUUACAACUUUGCCUAACCUAAUAAAACUAGAUGUCUCGAACAAUCGACUUUUUGGACAAAUUCCAUCGUUUAAGAGUAAUGUGGUUGUACAGACUGAUGGCAAUCCUGAUUUAGGUAAGGAUGGUGUUGCUCAACCACCAACGAUAUCUGUACCACCUUCAAAGACUUCUUCAAGAAGUGGUAAUAGAUUCUUGAUUGAACUGAUUGUGGGUCUCGUAAUUGGGGGUGUUUUUGUAGUUUUAUUGGUUGGGAUUUUGAUAUAUUGCCUAUAUUGUUGCGAACGAAAGCAUUCUAGUGAUUUUCAUGUUAUUGAAGUUGGACGUUUGGCAAUUUCUAUUCAUGUUUUAAGGAGUGCGACUAACAAUUUUAGCAAACAGAACAUAUUGGGAACAGGUGGAUUCGGAACUGUUUACAAAGGGGAGUUGCAUGAUGGGACUAAGAUUGCUGUUAAAAGAAUGGAUGAUUUUCAUGUUAUUGAAGUUGGACGUUUGGCAAUUUCUAUUCAUGUUUUAAAGAGUGCGACUAACAAUUUUAGCAAACAGAACAUAUUGGGAACAGGUGGAUUCGGAACUGUUUACAAAGGGGAGUUGCAUGGUGGGACUAAGAUUGCUGUUAAAAGAAUGGAGCCUGGACUGGUCAAUGAGAGGGUUUGGGAUCAAUUCAAGUCUGAGAUUGCUGUGCUUAGUAAGUUUCGACAUAAGCAUUUAGUUUCUCUUAUAGGAUAUUGUUUGGAUGGAAAUGAGAGGCUACUUGUUUAUGAAUACAUGCCUCAAGGGACUAUUAGCAGGCAUUUGUUUAGAUGGAAUGAAGAAGGGCUGAAAGCCCUUGAAUGGUGGGAAAGAUUGGCUAUUGCUCUGGAUGUGGCCAGAGGCGUUGAGUAUAUGCAUGGUUUAGGUUUUAUUCAUAGGGAUCUCAAACCAUCCAACAUUCUCCUAGGAGAUGAUAUGCAUGCUAAAGUAGCCGAUUUUGGAUUUGUUCGUCGUGCACCAAAUGGAAAGUCUUCAGUUCUAACUAAACUAGCUGGAACUUUUGGGUAUCUCGCACCUGAAUAUGCAGUGACAGGACGAGUGACAGUUAAGGUUGAUGUGUUCAGCUUCGGUGUGAUUCUAAUGCAGCUUAUUACGGGAAAAAAAGCUGUAGUUGAGCUUGAGACCCAUCAAGAUGAGUGCAUUGGUCUUGUCACAUGGUUCCGCAAAAUGCGUAUGCACGAAAUCGCAUUCCAUAAGGCCAUUGACCCUGUGAUUGAUCUUGAUGAAGAAACUCUUGCUAGUAUCAGCAUUGUUGCUGAGUUAGCUGGCCACUGCUGUGCAAAGAAGCCCUCCCAAAGGCCCAACAUAUGCCAUGCAGUCAAUGUUCUUUCAUCUCUUGUAGAACUCUGGAAACCUUUAAACCGUCACUCUGAGGAGGGAGUUGGAUCAUCUGGAGAGCUCAAACUAAAAGAUCAAUGCCACACAUUUCAAAAUGAGUUGCCACAAUUUUAAAAGUUUAGAUAAGUAGUUAUAAUUUUGUAAGAUCACUACUUAUUUGAGAGUUUCGAUAUAUGUAAAUUUGUUUAAAAAAAAUGUGUGGAAAGUGCCUUUAAA